CUAGGCAACAAAAUGCGGACAAUUAUCAUUAUGUUUAUUGUAUUUAUACUGUGUAGUGCUAAGGAUUUCAAUGACAAACUGGACCGUUACCUCAUCGCUUGCCAUACGACAGACUUUGUUUGCUUCAAGCGACAGUACAAAGCUCUGAGAGACAACGUGCUAUUAGGCAAUUACUUAUUGAACAUAGAUUAUUAUGAACCUUACUACUUCAAAUAUGGAAACAGCGGCACCUGCAUCAAGUUAUCAGGCCUUGAGGAGAGCGAACUUGUUGGGAUAAGCAUGGACGGUGCGGUUGGCCAAUUUAGUUUGACAUUAGAGCUGCCUCUGAGGGUACAACAGGUGUUAAACGACACCGCGGUAUGCGCUGAACCCGACCGGGAAUUUACGAAAACAAUAUCAAACAACGGUACAUUGAAGAAAUUUAUGGGUAACGCAACUAUACAAGUGGUAUAUCCCUAUGAGAUACGAAAGAAGAAGGGAGUCAUCCAUAUGGUUCUAGAAGAAGAAGAUUUAGACGUGAUUGUGGAUAUACCAGAGCUUGUAGAUUAUGAUAUGAAUAAUAUAGAAGAAAUAGAUACAUACAAUCUAUCUGAAUGGGCAUACAACGUGGUGCAACAUAUAAAUGCAGCCAAGAGCUUCGCUCUACCAUACACCAGUCAGUACAGGGCACUAGCAAAACGGAUAUCUAUAGAAAGAUUGCUCCUUCUAUAUCCGGAAGAAGAAUAUACAGAUAUAAAGUUUAAUUUCUCAGAGUCAGCAUAUUACUAAUAAAUUAUAUAAUUAUUUAUGGUCAGCUCCACCAU
Messenger RNA from Achroia grisella, 803 nucleotides. RefSeq lists its product as uncharacterized. NCBI's taxonomy places the organism in Eukaryota, Metazoa, Arthropoda, Insecta, Lepidoptera, Pyralidae. The record is from RefSeq and is a predicted model, not a curated record. The transcript has 8 exons. Bases 13 to 768 code for a protein of 251 amino acids.